AUGCUGGACUUAGAUCUUGGUUCUUUCACUCAUCCAAGUAUAAGCCAGGUUGGUGGGAAGUAUUGGUUUUACGAAAAGGACGAGCAGUCAUUCCCCGGACAAUCAUUUGGAUUAGAGAUCGAAAAAAUUUUACAUCAUACUCACAGUAAGUAUCAAGAUAUAUUAAUUUUCAAAUCCACCAAGUUUGGAAAUGUUUUAGUAUUGAAUGGAAUCAUACAAUGCACUGAACGAGAUGAAUUUGCGUAUCAAGAAUUAAUAACCCAUGUUCCGAUCAUGUCUCAUACAAACCCUGAAAAAAUCUUGGUUAUUGGAGGAGGAGAUUGUGGAGUGAUAAGAGAAGUCAUUAAACAUGUUGAGAUGGGUACGGUUAAGGAAGUAACCAUGGUUGAAAUCGACGAUAUGGUUAUCAAAUUAAGUGCCAAAUAUUUACCCCAAAUGGCCAAAUUUCAUAAUGAUCCUAGAGUGAAAAUUAUUAUUGAUGACGGAUUUGAGUAUUUAAAGUCAUUACAAACUCAGUCAAAUAAAUAUGAUGUUAUAAUAACUGACUCCUCUGACCCUGAAGGUCCUGCUGAAGAAUUUUUCAAAGUUAAUUAUUUUAAUUUAUUACUUAAUGCAUUAAAUGAAAAUGGAAUAGUUAUAAUGCAAAGUAGUGAGAAUAUUUGGCUUAAUAUAAAUUAUUUGAAAAAUCUUCUUGUUAAUGCAAAACAGGUUUUCCAUAACGUGAGAUACUUGCAAUGUUAUAUGCCGCUGUAUACUUCUGGUCAAUUGGGUUUAAUUGUGGCUACUAAUGAUUGCCAAAAUGAUUUAUCUUCUCCGCAAAGAUCAUUACCUGCUGAUAAGCAGUCUCAGUUUAAAUACUAUAACAGUGCCGUACAUCAAGCGUCUUUUGUAUUACCCAACUGGGCCAAUUCACUAUUGAAUAACUAA
Messenger RNA from Hyphopichia burtonii NRRL Y-1933, 927 nucleotides. RefSeq names its product spermine synthase. The transcript has 2 exons. Gene Ontology annotation, biological process: spermidine biosynthetic process. Gene Ontology annotation, cellular component: cytosol. Gene Ontology annotation, molecular function: spermidine synthase activity. The coding region runs from base 1 to 927 and encodes 308 amino acids. NCBI's taxonomy places the organism in Eukaryota, Fungi, Ascomycota, Pichiomycetes, Serinales, Debaryomycetaceae. The record is from RefSeq and is a predicted model, not a curated record.